GAGAGAGGGAGAGAAGAAAAGGGAGCGCGCUCGCUGCCGCCGCCCUCCUCUGGAGAGAAGCUGGAGAGUGGCAGAGCUAGGCUGCUGUGAAGAGCCGCAUUUCAAUGAGGACGGGCUAAUGCAAAUCACUGCAAUAAGGGCAGAAGCCGAAAACGCGGAGCCCGAGCAGCUGCUGCAGCUCAGCCUCACCACCGCUAACACCACCACCUCCACCACCGCCACCACCAGCACUGGUCCCUCAGCCGGCUCCACCACCACCACCACCAGCAACUGUAGCAUCACCCAGGCGAGGAGAGGAGCCGCGGAGGGGCCAGGAGACAGAACCGUUAACAAAGACACUUGGCAGCGUCUCUCGGUGGACCCGAUUCCAUUUUGAACAUGUCUUUUGGGAGAGAUAUGGAGCUGGAGCACUUUGAUGAGCGGGAUAAAGCGCAAAGAUAUGGCAGAGGGUCUAGGGUAAAUGGCCUGCCCAGCCCGACCCAUAGUGCCCACUGCAGCUUUUACCGAACCCGCACUCUGCAGACCCUCAGCUCGGAGAAAAAAGCCAAGAAAGUCCGUUUCUAUCGUAAUGGAGACCGCUACUUCAAAGGGAUCGUAUAUGCCAUCUCCCCAGACCGGUUUAGGUCUUUUGAGGCUCUGCUGGCUGAUCUGACCAGAACUCUGUCUGACAAUGUGAAUUUGCCCCAGGGAGUGAGAACAAUCUACACCAUCGAUGGACUCAAGAAGAUUUCCACCUUGGACCAACUAGUUGAAGGAGAGAGUUAUGUAUGUGGUUCAAUAGAACCCUUCAAAAAACUGGAGUACACCAAGAAUGUAAACCCUAACUGGUCAGUAAAUGUCAAGACAACCUCUGCUUCCCGUACGGUGUCUUCACUUGCCACGGCCAAAGGCACCCCCUCGGAUGUGAGGGAGAAUAAGGAUUUCAUUCGGCCCAAAUUAGUCACUAUCAUCAGAAGUGGCGUGAAGCCGCGUAAAGCUGUCCGGAUUCUGCUCAACAAGAAGACCGCCCAUUCGUUUGAGCAAGUUCUCACCGAUAUAACUGAUGCCAUCAAACUGGAUUCAGGAGUGGUUAAGCGCCUGUAUACCCUAGACGGGAAGCAGGUGAUGUGCCUUCAGGAUUUUUUUGGUGACGAUGACAUUUUUAUUGCAUGUGGACCAGAGAAGUUCCGUUACCAGGAUGAUUUCUUGCUAGAUGAAAGUGAAUGUCGAGUGGUAAAAUCCACUUCCUACACCAAAAUAGCUUCAACAUCCCGCAGGAGCACCACCAAGAGUCCUGGUCCAUCACGACGCAGCAAAUCCCCGGCUUCAACCAGCUCAGUUAAUGGAACCCCUGGUAGUCAGCUCUCUACACCCCGUUCUGGGAAAUCUCCAAGCCCAUCUCCAACCAGCCCAGGAAGCCUGCGGAAGCAGAGGAGCUCUCAGCAUGGUGGAUCCUCUACCUCACUAGCAUCCACCAAAGUAUGCAGCUCCAUGGAUGAAAAUGACGGACCUGGAGAAGAAGUGUUGGACGAAGGCUUCCAGGUUCCAGCCACAAUAGCGGAAAGAUAUAAAGUCGGGAGGACAAUAGGCGAUGGAAAUUUCGCUGUGGUGAAGGAGUGUAUAGAAAGGUCAACUGCUAGAGAAUAUGCCCUGAAAAUCAUCAAGAAAAGCAAAUGUCGAGGCAAAGAGCACAUGAUCCAGAAUGAGGUCUCUAUCUUGAGAAGAGUGAAGCACCCCAAUAUUGUUCUGCUGAUUGAAGAGAUGGAUGUGCCAACUGAGUUGUAUCUUGUCAUGGAAUUAGUAAAGGGAGGCGACCUUUUCGAUGCCAUUACCUCCACGAACAAAUACACAGAGAGAGAUGCCAGUGGGAUGCUCUACAAUCUGGCCAGUGCCAUCAAAUACCUGCAUAGUUUGAACAUUGUUCACAGAGACAUCAAACCGGAGAACCUGUUGGUUUAUGAACACCAAGAUGGCAGCAAAUCUCUAAAGCUAGGAGAUUUUGGCUUGGCGACCAUUGUAGAUGGCCCCCUGUACACUGUCUGUGGUACUCCUACUUAUGUGGCUCCAGAAAUCAUUGCAGAGACUGGAUAUGGCCUCAAGGUGGACAUCUGGGCAGCUGGUGUGAUUACUUAUAUCCUGCUGUGUGGUUUCCCUCCAUUCCGUGGAAGCGGUGAUGAUCAGGAAGUGCUUUUCGAUCAGAUCUUGAUGGGCCAAGUGGACUUUCCUUCUCCAUACUGGGACAAUGUUUCUGAUUCAGCCAAGGAACUCAUUACCAUGAUGUUGUUGGUGGAUGUUGAUCAGCGGUUUUCAGCUUUGCAAGUCCUUGAACAUCCAUGGGUUAAUGAUGAUGGCCUCCCCGAGAAUGAACAUCAGCUGUCAGUAGCUGGAAAGAUAAAGAAGCAUUUCAACACAGGCCCCAAGCCCAACAGCACAGCAGCCGGGGUUUCUGUCAUAGCACUGGACCACGGGUUUACCAUCAAGAGAUCAGGGUCUUUGGACUACUACCAACAACCAGGAAUGUAUUGGAUAAGACCACCGCUCUUGAUAAGGAGAGGCAGGUUUUCCGACGAAGACGCAACCAGGAUGUGAGGAGCCGGUAUAAGGCACAGCAAGCUCCCCCUGAACUCAACUCUGAAUCAGAAGACUAUUCACCAAGUUCAUCGGAGACUGUUCGCUCACCUAACUCGCCCUUUUAAUAAAAAAAACAAACCCUUUUACAAAAAUCACAGCCCUCACUUAACCCUUUGAGACUCUUAAAUUCUCCAAACUUGUGUGAAACAGUUUCAUCUGAUCUAUCUGGCACUAAAAUGUUUGAAUGACAGAAAAGAAGGUGUGCUUAUGGUAACUUUGAACCCAUUUCCUUAUGAUGAAUGAGAUGACACAUAUUCUUUAUUGAGGUGGCAACUUGCUGCUAAUAGGAUCCUCAAAGGGUUAAGUCUAUUUUGCGAUUACUUUUUUUUUUCUUUUUAAAGAUAGAAGCAAUGAAUGUUUUCAUCAGCUGAGCUAGGCUCUGCAGUAUGUCAUUAUAGCACACGUUAACCCUCUGAGUGCAUCAAUUUCUUUAACAUUGGAAGCCCUCGUUAGGGAAUUAUUCAGGCCUUUUUGACUUAUACACACAUGUUUCUGUGCUGCCAAUCUGGAUAGAUAGGGUGAUGCAGAGUCAGUGACUCAGCUGGACGUCCAGAAUGGAACCUUGCUCCUUCCUCUUUGUGGGUUUAUAAAUGGCAGCUUACUAACAUGAGUGGGUAUAAGAAACAAAAAAAAAAAAAUCCUCUUAGAAAAGUAAAUGGAUUUAUGGUAGCUAUUGAUGUCAGUCCCACUGGGGUCUGGCUCCUAGAAUGGAAGGAUUUGGGUUCAGGGGAAAUAGGUGGUGCUCAACCCCAACAAGUCUACUGACGAUGGUGUGCUGAUGCCCCUGUAAAUGCUGCUUCCACAUCAUCCGCUGCUAGUGCCAACGUAGGCUCUUGGGAAUAGUUCUAUCCCAUCUUUAUCUUAGUGUGUCAGGAUCUAAUCAGUAUCACAUUUUUUUCUACAAAAAAAAAACCACAGAAAAUACUGGUAGAAAAAAAAAAAGCAAUAACCUUGCCAGUUUCUCUGGAGCACUGGAAUUUCCAGCACAAAGAUGGAAAAUGAUCCAGUUCUUCAGCACUUUGGGUUCCUCCUGCUCUGAGAUGUAUAUAUAACAUAAGACUGAUAUAUAGGGGAAGUAGGAGAAAGGGAGGGAGAGUCUUGCCUUCUUUGCAAGACAGUAGUAAAGGUUAGCUGAAGGGAAGGAAAAAAGUAGAAAGAUGAUUCUGAAUUUUCUUUAAAAGGAGAAAGAAUAAAAAUGCUUUUUUAACCAAAAAUAUUGGUGAUACUAUUUAAACUACACGCAUUGCUUUAGACUACCUACCUAGGCUCUCCCUGGUAACACAUCAGCAAUCUAGGAAGACUUAGAUAGGAGGCUUGCUGAGGGCAUAACAACUGUUGCCAGCUAUGGCUUCCUGGCAUACCUGACAGCAACAUUCACAUCCAGAAAUGUUGCAUUUUUUUCUUUUUCCCCCCCCAUUUGUUUUCCCCAGGCUAGGUCAAUUCUUGUUUAAGGCCUGUGUUUUUCACUCCUAUUAGCAAAUGCAUUCCUCUCACCUCCCGUCUCUAGUGAAUUUCCAGUAGAAUGUAUUAUCUUUGAGAAAGGGAACCUCAUACUUCCCUAGCUCAAUUAAGAUGAAUCAUUGCGAUGUUCAAAGGAAAAUGAAGCAUUGUUUGCUUGGAGGCAGGUGGCUGAACCAAAUGACCUCCUAAGGUCCUCUUCAGCUCUAUGUUUUAUAAAGAAAGAAGCAGUGAAUCAUAUCUUUUAGGAAAUUUGCAUAGGCUAAUGUUACAUUAAUUGCUUUUCACAGUGUUUUUUUGAUGCUCUCCCCUCAAGGUUUUAAAAGAUAGUGUAGUAUCAGAAAUUUUGUUCUGAAUUUUGUGUUUGGCUUCUCUACUCUCAAGUCUUUCCCCUUGCCAAUAGAUACUGAUUUUUAAAGUAUACUUUUUACUCUCUCAUCCAUGCCCUGUGUUCAGUACUUUAGUAUUUUUAUAUUUAAAUUGCAGUGAUUUUGGUGACACUAUGUCCCAAGCAUUUUACUCUCCCAUUAUUGAGUUUGUUUAGUAUGAGUCAUCCUGACAUAUGUCAGCAAUGUACACUUUAUUGGAAGUUGUGUUUUUUUCUUUCAAUAGCCUGAGAGAGAUCAUAGUACAUGUGAUCACAAGCUAAAGUAAAUGAGUUGUUACUGAGGAGUAAAAAGGUUCCCCUUUGUAUUUUCAGAGCUCAAUUAAAGAACCCAAAGAAUCCAUGUCAUUGUGGUUCUGAGUAGAUUAAAACCUUUGAUUUAGAUGAGAAAUUUUCUUUCAAUGAGAACCUUUUCAUUCAAUAGCCUAAUUGGUAGUUGAGGACACAAAUCUGGUGAGGAAGAAUUGCUUUCUCUAGACAAAUGAAGUAAAACACUUUUAUAAUCUCAGAAAUAGUCAUUUCAUUGGUCUCUCCUCCUAACACAAAAAUAGGAAGAAUCAUAAGGCCAAACAGCUGUCUGCUCUAGAAUAAAUGUGCUUUUCCUUUCUUCCUUGGGAUCGUUUGGUGUGUAAAUUCUGUUUUGAGGGUUGGCACUAAAUGUAUUUCGACAGCAUCCAGUGUGUAGAGUAGGUGAGCCACUCAGUCAAGCCUUUGUAUCAACAAAGUCUGUAGAUCGUUCCAUAGGCUGAAUGCAGCUUUGGUGCCUAAAUCCAAACAUUGCUGCUAGACAGGCCAAAAGAAGGCAGGACAUCCCAGAUAUCUGAUGGUGUCAGGGACACCAGGACAUCUUGAUUCUAUCUGAGUGAUACAUGCUAAACAAACUGUGGAAGAAAAGGUACACAAUUUAUUGAGAAGGAAUAUUGAAGAAUCCCACAGAAUGCAAUUUUGGUUAGCAUUUAUUUAGGUCCAGGGAGCCAGAAAGCAUAGCUGUACUCAGAGGGUUAACAGAAAAGCACAAAGCAUGCCAAUUACAUUGGCAUAUGCAAACUGCUUCACUUCUUAGCCAGUUAUUUUCUGAUUUUGUUUCCAGAAAAUUAAUCCCUAUAUGAUUUUCCAUUUGAAAUAGCUAUAUGUUGUUCUUCUGCAAGGAAUUUCUAUAACCAAAUUGAUCUUCCUUUUUGCUGUACCAAUCAGAGAAAUCCGAUGUACCAUUAUCACAGUGUAAGUCUGUAGUUAAAAAUUGGAAUUCAAACUCUACCAUUAUUUCAGAUCUUUUUUCCUAAGUCCUUGAUAAUCAUUUAUGGCGGUGAUAUAGAUGACUAAAGCCGUCUUCCCUUUUGAGCGCAAGAAUAACAAUAUGACAUUUUCAAGGGAGUUCUGAGAUUCUGCUUUGCCGGUUCAGUAGUAUACUAGUUAAGGGAAAGCUGCUUUGUUAUGCGUCAUGUAAAUCAUCUUUGUUGAUGAGAACUGUUCAUAUUAAUGAACACAUACAUUUUCUUUUCUUUACAUUGUAGCAGAAACCGUUUUACUUGUUAAUAAUCAACCAAUAUGUGAUUUGCUUCAGACUGUUAGAGGGAAAAGUGAGAUUCAAGUCUUUGAAAAAUGUUAUUGCUUUUUACAGUAGCCCUCAUCUACUUUCCAUGUGGUGCAUUUAACUAAAAUAAGCAACAAGAACCCUGUGAAUAAACUACUGAAAAAGCCUGGCGUCUUGUAUUCAAUGGGGCCCGCCACCACAGCCCAGUACGAUAGUACAGUAGCGUGUGGUGGUUAGCCAACCUGUCAAGCACUGUUGAAAUGAAAGCAAUAUAUCCAUGAAUGAAAGGUAAAUUGCAAUCCUUUGCCCUUUGAGGCAUAUUUCAGCCAGGGAGGGGAACAAAAAGGAAAAAAGAAAAAGAAAAAUGGGCUCCGGGGGGUCACAGUGCUACUAUAUGACCACAGGUCAAGUACAUUAAAUCACUGUUAUUUGCUGGCCAAUGGGCCACAUUAGAAAAUUGUAUCCCCUGUAUUGAGUUUAGAUUGUGGUGAGAGAGAUCUUUCUUAGCAUUAUUGUGGUGCCCGAGAGCCCUGCUCUAGUCAAGGGUCUGUCAGCAUUUCCAUUACAAAAUCCUAUUUUCAAAGGUUUUUAAUAUGACCAUAAAAAAUAUGCUCCUGGCUGAAACUUGGCAUGUACUGCCUCAAUCUGGGGGUGAAGGAAGGCUUGCUUUCUCACCUCCCUCCACCCAGCUCUCCCUGCAGAAAAGAGAAGAAUUCAGUUUGGUCCUUUCCUGAUGCAGAUGUAGAAGGGCACCAAGAAAAUCAGACAUGUUAGCUUGAGGGUGGGUAUUCAUUUGCAUAGGAUUUUUUUUUUUAAACCAUAAAGGAAUCACCACCCAGGUCAGGUGGCAUGUGCUAUGGGUGACAUAUUCUUUCUGUAAUUUGUAAAAUCAUCUUUUAAGAAGAUUUGGAACUGCUUGAUUGACUUUGGUAUUCAUUCAAAGAUUUGCAAGGACUUUGAAUAGGCAAAUCGUAGGGUAGGGCUUUCCUUGGUGUACUCAGCCCAAUCCUUUUAUAAAUUAGCAAGAAUCCUCUCCAAUAGGCCAUCACUUUGCAUGCAGUGAUAGAGGGUCACACAUAUGCUUAUUUAAUAGUGGAGAAUGGAUUUACACAGUAAACCAUAUGAGUUUCAUGGAACCAUUUAAUUCUGCUAGGCAAAAAUGCUCAUUAAAAGCACUCCUGUAAUUGUUAGCCAAGGUGGAAUAGAAAUCCUAAAAGGAAGGAUUUUUAACCUUUUAAAAUACUUCCUCAAAUACUGCACACUGAAUGCUUAACCAUUGCAAAGAUGUUUUAUGUUAGUUAACUUAUGCUUCUAUGUGAGAACAUUCAGAAUGUUUUCACCAAAUUUGUCAGGAAAAAAAGACAUUGGGGGUGCUUUUAACGAGGGCUUUUUUUUUUUAAUGGUACAAACAUAACCUAUCAUCCAGUAACAUUAAGGGUCAUAAACUGGUGGGAAACAGGAAAUUCAGCGUAGAGGCUUAGGAUGCCUCUUUGAAUUUCCUUGGUUGUACUUCAGGAUUGCAGCUACCAUGACGAUUUUUCAGUGAGCUUCCAAAUGGCAGGUGUUUUUAGCAUGAAGUCUGCAAUAUCUUGGCCCACUGAGGCAAUCGAGGGAUCAAAUUUCAUCCUCCCCUGGAGGGAGGGGACGGCAGUCUUUAAAAUUAAACUUUACCUGUAACUUUACUGGAUUUUUUCUUUUGGGGGAGGGGGGUAUCAAUAUAAUCAAGAUCCUUAAUGUUACUUGAAUAUAAAAUUGUUUCAUUUUACUGUGAACAUAGUUUGUGUGUUUAAAUAACAUCUGUCCAGAAACCAUCCCUGUUGGUAUUAAAAGAAGGUAGUCUUUAAAAAAAAAGUGAUGAUAAAGACACUACAGUGUCAGCUCAUUCAAGUCUAAUAAAGUAUGGUAAGAAAAAGGUCUUGAAUAGUUCCCAAAGGACAAUUUUUCACUUGCCAUUUACUCUAAUCUUUGGUGUGUUCUCAGAAAAAAAAAUGGUCCAAGGUUAGCAACAUCUUCUCUGUAACUUUUUUUUAUUUUAUUAGGAAAUUAAUAAUACCAUUUUUCAUUCUGACUGAAAGAAAAUUAUUAAAGGAUUAGUUGAGUGUGAAAUUAAGUAGUAUUUUUCUCAUGCAUGCUAAAGAGGUAUGCAAGGAGCUCACUGCAUUCAAACAAGUUUCUGAAUGGUUUCAAUUCUGUGCAAGAAAAAAAAAUUAACUGUUUCCUUUGAAAAUACUGAACUUAACAGUUGCUGGGUGGAUCAGAUGACAGAGGUUAAUCUUUAAUUUUCAGGAGACUAAUGAAAUAACUUUCAAAUGAUUUGUAUCAAUGAUUAAAGCUGGAAUGAGGUCCAAUUUUUUCUAAUCCCUCAGUUUAUGCUAACAAAUGUAGGUUAAUGUGGAAUGGAAUCAUCUGUGAUAUAUUAUGUUCAUUUCUGAACUCAGCUUUUUUGAUGUUGCUUGUUUUUAUGUAAAACAUGUUCUUUAAAUUAAUAAAAUAGUAGUACUUGGUGUAUGAACCACUACGAAAUACCUUA
This is a messenger RNA of Trichosurus vulpecula (common brushtail), 8517 nucleotides long. It is a transcript of the gene DCLK1, whose product is annotated as doublecortin like kinase 1. Gene Ontology annotation, molecular function: protein kinase activity; microtubule binding; ATP binding. Gene Ontology annotation, cellular component: axoneme; neuron projection. The transcript is spliced from 18 exons. NCBI's taxonomy places the organism in Eukaryota, Metazoa, Chordata, Mammalia, Diprotodontia, Phalangeridae. Gene Ontology annotation, biological process: protein phosphorylation; neuron migration; retina development in camera-type eye. Bases 379 to 2568 code for a protein of 729 amino acids. The record is from RefSeq and is a predicted model, not a curated record.